Messenger RNA from Fomitiporia mediterranea MF3/22, 1086 nucleotides. RefSeq names its product homoserine acetyltransferase. NCBI's taxonomy places the organism in Eukaryota, Fungi, Basidiomycota, Agaricomycetes, Hymenochaetales, Hymenochaetaceae. Gene Ontology annotation, molecular function: acyltransferase activity, transferring groups other than amino-acyl groups. The transcript is spliced from 14 exons. The coding region runs from base 1 to 1086 and encodes 361 amino acids. The record is from RefSeq and is a predicted model, not a curated record. Gene Ontology annotation, biological process: biosynthetic process.
AUGCAUAUGGAUCCAACUGCUCUGGGAAAUUUCAUGCAUGGCUUUCGGUAUCCUGCGACCUGUAUUAACAUGGCACAGUCAGACAAUGCUCCAAUCCAACACUAUCACCAUGGCCGCUUCCGUGUUGCAGGUGGAGUACUUCCAGAUGCCAUAACUGCCUAUCAGACCUUCGGCGACAAGAAAAACCCCUGUAUCGUGUUUCCGACAUGCUAUGGAGGAAAACUUGACGACCAGAUAUACAUGAUUGGCGAGGACAAAGCAUUGCAACCAAGCAAGUACUUCAUUGUCACGUUCGCGCUAUUCUCCAACGGAGAAUCGUCCUCCCCUUCGAAUACUCCCCCACCUCAUAACGGGCCAUACUUCCCCGCUGUAUCCUAUGAAGACAACAUUCGUGCACAGCAUGCUGUUCUGACUAAGGUCCUUGGGAUUCAGAAAGUCUUUGCUGUAAUAGGUUUCUCUAUGGGAGGCCAGCAGGCGUAUUACUGGCCAGUAGUCUUUCCUGAUUAUGUAGAGAGAUUCAUUUCGAUAUGCGGUUCGGCAAGAACAAGCCCUCACAACAAAUGCUUCUUGGAAGGUCCCAAGGCGGCAUUGACAGCGUCAAAGGACUUCGAGAAUGGACACUAUAAAACCGUACCGCAGAUUGGAGUCCGUGCCUUUGGGCGUGCAUACAGUGCCUGGGCUUAUGGGCAAACUUGGUUCAGGAACCAUGGUUAUUUGCAUGGUGGAAAAUAUGCGGAUCUUGAAUCUUUCCUCCGCGAAGACUGGGAGGCUGGCUUCCUCAAUGGUUGGGAUGCAAACGACCUACUAACUCUUCUUCACACCUGGCAAACUGGAGACGUGUCCCUUGUUCGCGAUGGAGGCAACUACGAAGCUUGUCUAAGCAAGAUAAAAGCGCGAGGACUCAUCAUGCCGUCCAAGACAGAUUUGUACUUCCCACCGGAAGAUAGCGAAAUCGAGGUCUCGCAUUUGAAGGACGCCAAGCUUCUUGUAAUUGAUUCGGUCUGGGGACACAUGGCUGGCGGGGGUUCGAAUGCUGAGGACGAUGCAUUUAUAACAAAGGAAGUGAGAGCCUUCCUCGAGUCCUAA